CUGUUUACUAAUAAAAUAUUGGGGAAAAAAAAUGCAAACUAAAAUAAAUUGUCAAAAGAGUAUAGUGUUGUUGGGAGGUAAAUUUACACUUAUAUCCUUCAUCAACUAUCGUUUUCCAAGAAAUACUCUCGAGGAACAUCUCAUACACCCAUCUCUCUCUCUCUCUCUCUCUCUCUCUCUCUCUUCUUACAUGCUUUUUCUGGAUUUAGUUUUAUUCCUUUUUCUCUUUUGCCUUUGCUUCACAACGCAUAUACCUCUCUCCCUCUCUGCGUCUUACUUUGAGCAUGUUUGUUCUGUUCUUUCAAGAAGAGAUCUCUCUCUCUCUCUCUCCUUCUUCUUCUUCUUCCUCCAAGUUUCUCUCUUUCAAGUUACCCAGUUCUUUUUUUCCAGAAAGAAAAAAAGAAAAAUCAAAUCUUUCAGACACAUCUGAUCUCUCUUUUGACUUCCUUGCUCAAAGAAUCCAUCUUUUUCUGCUUUCGUUCUUCCACAUAAUUUUAUUUUCCCCAAAACUCUGAAUCCAUCUUCUCUCUUUCUUCCUUUAUUGGAGAAAAAAAGGAAGGCUCGCUCCCGAGCAAAUAUGCCCCAAGAAGGGGUAUUCAUCCACAAGUUACCAAAACCAAGCAAUCCUCUUCCCGAUCUCUCCCUUCACAUCAGCCUUCCUGCAGAUUCCUCCAAGUCAUUAGAAUCUUCUCCGAGAUCCCAUCCCGACAACGACGACAUCAGCAGAAUCGAACUCUCCUUAGCCCAUCCCACCACUUGUUCCGACAACACUUCCCCAAGAAACUCCAGAUUCUUCCAUGGCGGUCUUGACACUGACCACUCGGCCACUUCACAUCAUCAUCAGCAGCAGCUUCAUUAUCCCAUCAAUGGCGGUCUUCACGGCUUGAGUCACCUGAUUAACCAGAGGGUUUCUUCCUCACCUGAAAACCUCCACCGUCCGAUCAGGGGUAUCCCGGUGUAUCACAACCGUUCGUUCCCCUUCUACCACCCAAUGCCUUCUUCUUCUUCAUCAUCUCCUUCUUCUUCUUUGCCUUGUUUCGGGGGAGAGUUCGAUCAAGUUUCGAUCUUGAGCUCAUCCGCCGCCAAUAAUCAAUCUUUUCCGGGUUAUAACUCGUAUCGGGUACAAGCCGGUUCGAGGCUUAAAGGGGUUGCUUCUUCGAUCGAGGCCUUGAGAUCACACCAUUUGCAUCAUCAUCAUUAUGGGGUUGGAUCCUCGGAUUCUUCGUCUCACGGAAUGAUUAGAUCGAGAUUCUUGCCGAAGCUGCCUACCAAGAGAAGCAUGCGAGCCCCGAGGAUGCGUUGGACGAGUAGUCUCCAUGCCCGUUUCGUUCAUGCCGUGGAGCUCCUCGGCGGCCAUGAAAGAGCAACUCCGAAGUCGGUUCUGGAGCUCAUGGAUGUCAAGGACUUGACCUUAGCUCACGUGAAGAGCCAUUUGCAGAUGUAUCGGACUAUUAAGAGCACUAACAAGCCUGCAGCUUCCUCAGGGGCAAAUCAGAUGGGUCUGGGGACGAAGAUACUCCCGCUUCUGGAAACGGGACAGAUCAAAGAGCACAAUCUGAUCAUCAAGAAAUUGACUUCCCUUCCGCCAUCUCCACGCCUCUCUGGUGUAAUUCUUCAAGCGGAGAGGCAUGGCCGCAGAGUAAUGUUGAAACAACGAGAGGAGGUACAUCAGCAUCAUUCAGUCACCAUCAAAUUACAUCAACUCUCCAAACUGAGGAUCAUAGCUCGAGAGAUGGAGAAAAGAGGUGUGGAGGUCUUAGUGGCAAGAAUCCGAGCUUGGAGUUCACAUUAGGCAGACCAGAUUGGCACGAAGAAUGACUUUCUCGAUCGACCGGUUUAUAUACUCAUCAAAACACGUCCUUAGUGUAUCCGCAGUCAACAUAUAUAUAUAUAUAUCGACGGAUGUAUGAUUUUUGUUUUCUUUCUUGAGUUGUUUCGUGUGAUCAUUGAUAAAAGCUGAUCCGUAUUUGAAGCGUA
This is a messenger RNA of Tarenaya hassleriana, 1977 nucleotides long. RefSeq names its product transcription repressor KAN1-like. Gene Ontology annotation, cellular component: nucleus. The transcript has 6 exons. The record is from RefSeq and is a predicted model, not a curated record. Bases 578 to 1792 code for a protein of 404 amino acids. NCBI's taxonomy places the organism in Eukaryota, Viridiplantae, Streptophyta, Magnoliopsida, Brassicales, Cleomaceae. Gene Ontology annotation, molecular function: transcription cis-regulatory region binding. Gene Ontology annotation, biological process: abaxial cell fate specification; regulation of DNA-templated transcription.